AUGGAGACCAAUGUUGUAUUAGUGCUACUGGUGGGACUGCCAGGAUCAGGCAAGACUACACUCUGCAGGGCACUGAAGGCACACCAUGAAGAGCACCACAACAGUGGGAGGCUGGUGGUGAUUCAUUUAUGUUAUGAUGACCUGAUUCCACUGUCUGUUCAGAGAGAGUUUGCAGAGCAGAAGAGGACUGAAGGCCAAUGGUAUGGUGAAGAUCUGAAAGGAAUCAAAGGGGAGGAAGGGGAGGAGAAGAGUUGCAAGGUGAACGACAUGAAGGGUAGUAAGGACAGAGAAGAGGAUAAGGAUGGUGAAGACAGUGUGACGAAUGGUAUCGGUGAUGACUGGAAGAGUGCACGACGCAAGGUUCACACCCAGGUUGACUGGUUUGUCCAGUACCUAACCACUGGUAAGGCUGAGUCAGGGGUUGAAAAUUUCUUUAAUGUUUCACUUGAAGAAUUAAGAAGUGGUUCUAAAUAUGUAAUUCUCUUGGAUGACAACUUUUACUACAGAAGCAUGAGGUAUGAAUACUUCCAGCUUGCCCGCAGGCACAGUGCAGCAUUCUGCCAGCUGUACCUACACUGUAGCAUGGAGGAAGCUGUACUGCACAAUGACAUGAGGGAGGAGAGAGUGCCGACAGGUGUGGUGACAGCCAUGGCAGAGCGGCUGCAGGCCCCACAGGCACACCUGCACCCAUGGGAAGCCAACACCUGUGUACUGAAUACAGGUGUGGGACAGGUGUCUGAGGCUUUGGAUGCCAUUAUCCAAUCCUUCCAGCAGGGCCUCACCCCCCUUCAGGACAGAGAGCAGGAGGUGGCUGAGGCUCGGCGGCGCUGCUCUGAGAGUGUGGUUCACCAGGCAGAUCUUUGCCUCAGAGCCAUAGUAAAGCACCUGGUAAAAGAGCAGUUGCAGCAAGUGGACAAGAGAAGCAGCCCAGCCUCCCAGGUAGCUGCACACAUCAAUGCAGCUCGGCAGGCAGUGCUGGCCAGCCUGAGAUCAGGAGCAGAGGUGCCACACCACCUGGCUGAGGCCAUCACCCAAGACAACAAGCAUGAGUUUGAGACAUUUUUGGAGGCUGAAAUGAAGAAGAUUAUUUCAGAAUAACUUACUUCAAGUUUUACCUAAGGAACGAGGUAUUAUGUGUUAUCAGAUUUUAUUGAAUUCUAUGAAUGGUUUCUCCACUAGAUGUCAAGAAAGAGAAGCAUUGAUUAAACAGUGAGACAAAAGCCCAAGUCCAUCUUGGCAGUUGAUGUGGAAUAAAUUCAAAUAAAAUAAUGUAGAGUUAUUAACAGUAGUGAAAACAGGUGCUCUGCCUGUGAAGAGAACACUUGGCACAGAGGGUGUGCAGAUGUAAAUAAUUGUAAGACCAAGACCACAGGAUUUGUACAUUAUGAACCAGUAAAGGUGGAAAAAUCAUAAA
Scylla paramamosain (green mud crab) is the source of this 1414-nucleotide messenger RNA. RefSeq names its product L-seryl-tRNA(Sec) kinase-like (gene Pstk). The record is from RefSeq and is a predicted model, not a curated record. Gene Ontology annotation, molecular function: tRNA binding; kinase activity. NCBI's taxonomy places the organism in Eukaryota, Metazoa, Arthropoda, Malacostraca, Decapoda, Portunidae. The coding region runs from base 1 to 1098 and encodes 365 amino acids. The transcript has a single exon.